Molecule: messenger RNA, 3601 nt
Organism: Paramormyrops kingsleyae
Lineage: Eukaryota; Metazoa; Chordata; Actinopteri; Osteoglossiformes; Mormyridae
Product: multiple C2 and transmembrane domain-containing protein 2-like
Biological process (GO): regulation of neurotransmitter secretion
Cellular component (GO): synaptic vesicle membrane
Molecular function (GO): calcium ion binding
Source: RefSeq, a predicted model, not a curated record
AAUGAGGAAGUCGACCUCUCCUAGCACUGAUGUUUGCAGAUGUUUCUCAGGUCCAGUUUAUAAAACGUGAUCCAGCCAUCACGGCUUUUAUUGGAUUAUGAGGCUUUGGGACGGAGCAUGGUUUAGCAGCGAGAAACAGUAAUUAAAACUUUAAAGGUUCAAGGACGGCCCCCAGGAUGGAGGGAAAGAAGCCCAGCGUCUGGGGGAAUCUGCGGCAGAAGGCAAGGCCGUUCUUUGGGAACCUGCGCACUCGGAACCAGCGGGGGGGCAGCAGGCCUGAGCCGUCCCGGCGCAAGCAAGAGCCGGACUGCAGAAAAAGCACGUCUGAGCCGGACAUAUGCCGUGCUCAAGCGAGGGAGGCAGACACGCCUGACGGCCGCUCCAGCAUGCUGGCUGCACCGGACUCUGACAGCACUACCGAGUGGGGUUCUGUGGAGUCCAUUUACAGGAUGGCCCCCCAGGAGCAUGGCUCGGCACCGGCUGGGGCGCCGGGCGACGCAGACUCAGCGGAGACUGUCUCCAUAGCAACAAGAGAACCACCAUCUGAGGAAGUAUCUCAGGAGCAGGAAAACAGCAGCUGCAACCAUAAUGUCAACAGAUGUCAGGGCCUGCAGGAUAGUAGUGUCAUGGAGACAGGUCAUGGCGAGGCCCCAGCUGUACCUCAGAAGAUCCUCUACCUGCUCACUGUCAACCUAAAGGAAGGCCGAGACCUGGUGGUCCGGGAUCGCUGUGGCACAAGUGACCCCUACGUGAAAUUUAAAUUAGGCGGGAAGACAGCUUACAAAAGCAAAGUCGUUUACAAGAGCCUCAACCCAACAUGGAAUGAGUCAUUCUCCUAUCCUGUGCACGAUCUGGAGAAGGCACUUCUGCUUAAGGUGUACGACCGGGACCUGACCACAGACGACUUCAUGGGAGAGAGCAGCAUCUCCCUGAACACGCUGGAACUUAACAGAACACGUGAGAUGAAGUUGUAUCUAGGAGACCCGAACAGUCUGGAAAAUGACAUGGGUGUGAUAGUCGUGGAUGUUUGCCUGUCACUCAGAGUCAGCGGGGACAGGAGUCCCGUGGAUCCGAAGGUGGUUCCAAAAGGAGGAAAAUCCACAAGGCCGGCCUUGGGGGGUCACCGUGGAGCACUCUUGGAUUCCAUGAGGAUACAGCAGCUGUGGAGCAGCGUGGCUCAGGUGACACUCGUGGAGCUUCGGGAACCCCCAGCUGAUGGACCUGCUGACGUCUUCGUGCUCUUCAAACUGGGAGCCCAGAAGUACAGGAGCAAGAUUGUGUGCAAACAAUCCAGUCCACAGUGGAAGGAGAGAUUUGACUUCAAUCACUUCAUUCAUGGCCCUGAUAUGCUGGAGGUGGAAGUUUGGGCCCGGGAUGGGCGGAAGCAUAAAGAGAGCCUGGGCAUGUUUGCGGUGGACCUGUCCCAGAUUCCCAUCAACCAGCAGCAGAUCUACACACAGGUUCUAGAUGAUGGCACAGCCUCUGUGGUGUUCCUGGUCACGCGGACACCUGCCUUUGGGGUCUUCAUCUCAGACCUCUGGGCCUCACCCCUGAAGGAUGCCAGCGAGAGGAAGCAGCUGGAGGACAGAUAUCAUUUGAGGAACAGCUUCAGAAACGUUCAAGACGUCGGUUUCCUCCAGGCCAAGAUUAUCAAAGCUGCGGAUCUGUCAGCAGCUGAUCUGAAUGGAAAGAGCGACCCAUUCUGCGUUGUACAGUUAGGGAAUGACAGGCUUCAAACUCAUACUGUCUACAAGACAUUGAACCCAGAGUGGAACACUGUGUUUACCUUGCCAGUCAAAGAUAUUCAUGAGAAUCUGGAAGUGACAAUCUUUGAUGAAGACGGAGACAAACCUCCCGACUUCCUGGGGAAAGUGCUUAUUCCUUUGCUGUCUAUACAAAAUGGUGUACAGAACUCUUACCUGUUAAAAACACAUGACUUGGGGAGACUGUCAAAAGGAAUAAUAUGUCUGGAAAUGGAUGUGUUUUUUAACCCGGUUAGAGCGAGCAUCAGAACCUUCAAGCCGAAAGAGACAAGGUUCAUUGAGGACAAUCCCAAGUUCUCCAAGAAGGUCUUACAGAGGAAUGUGUACCGUGUUCGGAAGAUAAGCCGUUCCAUCCUGUACACGCUGCAGUACAUUAAAAGCUGCUUUCAAUGGCAGAACACACAACGGAGUCUGAUAGCUUUCGUGAUUUUCCUGGUCACGAUGUGGCACUGGGAACUCUUCAUGCUGCCACUCUCCCUUCUCCUCCUCAUCGCCUGGAACUACUUCCAGGUCGCCUCUGAGAAGGUCAGCCACGAUCUGGACCACAUAGACCUGGGUGAUGAUGAAGACGAGGACGAAAAGGAUACGGAAAGAAGGGGCCUGAUGGAGAAAAUCCACAUGGUGCAAGAGAUCGUGGUCAGCGUUCAGAGUCUGCUGGAGGAGAUUGCAUGCCUCGGGGAGAGGAUCAAAAACACUUUCAACUGGUCAGCGCCAUUCCUGUCAGCUCUGGCCUGCUUGGUCCUGUUCAUUGUGACGGUUAUAACGUACUACAUCCCACUGCGCUACAUCGUCCUGAUAUGGGGAAUUAACAAAUUCACCAAGAAGCUCAGAAACCCCUUCGCCAUUGACAACAAUGAGAUCCUCGAUUUUCUCCAGAGGGUUCCUUCUGAUGUUCAAAAGAUGAAGAGCUUCCCCCCCACAUGGUGUGACAGGAGAAGCAAACUGUGGUGGCCGAUCACCCCAAGCACCCUGCUUGAACUGCACUUUGGCCCAUUUGUAGUCCUUGAAGAGGGGGCCGUCAUACUUGGGAUCAACAAUAAACUCAACACAGCCACAAAGUUGGGGCCUUGAGACUCAAGGUCGGGACAUAUACAGUAUCUGUCUCUAACUCAGCCAGCGCAUCGAAGUGCAUUUUCCCAAUCAGGGUGCUGUAGUGUCCUUAAUGACCCCCCCCUUGCCUGUUAACAUCCAGUUAACCAGCGUGCACUUCAGAAGCCAGCCCUAAAUAUACCUGCUACUGUCAAGACUGGAGAGAUAUGGCCCACUUUGUGUAGUGCCAAGUGAGUUGGCAGUUUGUUAUUCUGUUUUUAUUUUGGGUUCACUGGGAAGGAAAGCACUCUAGUUGGGUUUUUAACAACUCCAGUGGAUAGCAGCUGAACUGUCCUGUUUUCGGCAAGCAUCAGCUAACAGAAUGCUGGCGCCAUGUAGGAUCAGAGCGUGUUUAUCCACUGUUGCCGUUCAUGGCAGUUUAUUAGUCCUGGUCUGCGAGAGUCUUUGUACAUUCAAGGCAAUUACAAAUCCAGAUGGGUCUUCUGACACAGCAGAGCACGGCCCUCCGUCAGUAUGACUGACAUCUCCCAGGUGCCUCAGGGCUUACGGAACUUAAGAGAGUUAGGUUAUGCUGCAGGGGAACCUCGCUGCAGAGGAACCUCGCGAACCCUGAACGUCUUACUGACUAUACAUGAAUAUACAUGCAAAAACAGUUCUGUGUAAGUCCAAUCAAAAUACUCUACUGUUGCUCUACUUGAAAGGGUGAAAAAUGCACAUUACAGUGGUACCUCAGAACUCUUAAUCCGUUCAGAACUCCAGAUCGAAUCCUAAAAAAUUCGGGUUCUGAU